This is a messenger RNA of Lathyrus oleraceus (garden pea), 1784 nucleotides long. RefSeq lists its product as uncharacterized. The record is from RefSeq and is a predicted model, not a curated record. The transcript has 3 exons. Gene Ontology annotation, molecular function: protein binding; snoRNA binding. Gene Ontology annotation, cellular component: Pwp2p-containing subcomplex of 90S preribosome; small-subunit processome. NCBI's taxonomy places the organism in Eukaryota, Viridiplantae, Streptophyta, Magnoliopsida, Fabales, Fabaceae. Bases 1 to 1740 code for a protein of 579 amino acids. Gene Ontology annotation, biological process: maturation of SSU-rRNA.
AUGCAUCUACUGCUAAAAGAUACAUUUGAUGAUAUAGAAGUCAAUAACAUCAGUUUGAAGAUUAGUGAUUCACUGGGAGAUUUGACUAAAUCUCCAACCAACAAUAGUUCAUCACACUUGAUUGAAAAGAAUCAGAAACGUCAAAUUGAGGGCCCUAUACUGGUACUUCGGGGGCACCGCAGUGAAAUAAUCAGUUGUUGUGUUAACUCAAAUCCCGGAAUAGUUGUUUCUUGCUCUCAUUCAUCAGAUGUUCUCUUGCACUCCAUUAGAAGAGGACGUUUAAUUAGAAGAUUGGAUGGUGUGGAGGCCCAUAUUGUCUGUCUUUCAUCUGAAGGGGUUGUAAUGACUUGGAAUGAAUCACAGCAUACUCUCAGUACCUUUACUCUCAACGGUACUCCAAUUACAAGAGCACAAUUCUCCUUCUUUUGCAGUAUCAGCUGCAUGCAAAUUUCUGUUGAUGGGACAAGUGCUUUGAUCGGAGUUAAUUCUCUAGAAAAUGAUCUUCCAUCACCGUUAAUCGGAGGAAGGGCAGGAUAUCGCAACUUUAACUCUAAACCCGGGGAGAAAGAAGACAGCAGUACAUUUCCAAAUCAUAAAGUCUUGUUAUCACAGAUUCAAUCGUUGAAAGCUGCAAUUUAUGCAAUUGAGCCUGUUAUGCCUGAAGACGCACUUGUUGGUGCUUGGAGGAAGUCUGCUCAUAAUAUAUGGAUCAAGAGGCUUAGACGCACCUCGACUUUAGUGGAGCUUUUGCAAGUUCUUGCUGAUUUUGUUGGUGCCAUCAAUAAGGGCUGGUUAUUUCAGUGCAAAUUUCCAGACGGUGUAAUUGAAGAAACUGUUACGUCUUUCGCAUCAAUUCCCCAUACUUCAUCUGCUCUUGCCCUGUGGUUGGUGAAGUUAGAUGCCAUUAUUGAUCCUUACCUGGACGGAGUUCAAACUCAGAAGAAACAGGGUAUUGGAAAGCAAGAUUAUGUGGAUAGGGAGUCUAUAAAUGACGGUGGAGAUUCUUCUGUUUCAAACAAAUGGGAAGUUUUGAUGCAUUUUGGUGAGAUUCAGCGACAGAAUAAAGAUAGAGUUGCCACUGUCCAAUUCAACAAGUCUGGGAAUCUGCUGGCAUGUCAUGUUGCGGGAAAGACGGUAGAAAUAUUCCGUGUAUUGUAUGAUGCCGAAGCAAAGCGUAAAGCCAAACGAAUGGUUAACCGCAAAAAGGAGAAGAAGCAUGGUGAAACCAAAAGAACACUUGGUAUUGAUCUUCAGGGGCACCGCUCUGAUGUUCGAAGUGUCACACUUAGUUCGGACAUCACUUUUCUGUUAUCAACCAGUCAUAAUGCAGUAAAGAUCGGGAAUCCAAGUACUGGUUCCUGCUUAAGGACCAUUGAUUCUGGAUAUGGACUUUGCAGUUUAAUUCUUCCCUCUAACAAGUAUGGACUUGUUAGAACUAAAGACGGAAGAUUAGAAAUUAUUGACAUUGGAAGUGGUACUCGUGUUGAAGUUAUUGAAGCUCAUGGCGGCCCUGUGCGGACAAUUGUUGUCCUGCCAGAUAGAUUUGGCUUUGUCACAGGAAGUGCAGAUCACGAAGUAAAAUUUUGGGACUACCGAAUUAAGCAAAAACCUGGUCAACCUACUAAGCAACUCACCGUGUCAAAUGUCAAGACUAUGAGAAUGAAUGAUGAUGUUCUUGUGGUUGCAAUUAGUCCUGAUGCCAAAUAUAUUGUUGUUGCUCUGUUGGAUAGUACGACCUGAUUUUCAAUGCUUCAAUUUCCAACCAACGCAUGACGGAUCCAUGA